AUGCGAGAUUGGCCGAAAAAUGAUGUCAUUAUUGAUACUAAUAAAGGCUAUGCUCUUCGACGUUUGGGCGCAUAUUCACCAAACGUUAUAGAAGAAAUCGUGCACACAUUCGUACCUCUUUCUAAUUUUUGUGUCGCAUCACCACAAACAGAUAUUUGUGUGUAUGCUUCGGUACCAGUACGUACGGACAUAGCACAACUCGCCAUUAUGAUGACACCUCGUCAUACCGUUCGCACACCAUCAUCAUACGAUCGUGAUAGUGUAUCGAGAUUGAUUAUGAAAGAUAUAAGUCGAGUUCUCGCACAGCAUCACCCAGAUGAAGUUAUUAAAAACGCUAAAUCAAUCGUUCAUUUCGUUGGCAAUCAAUUUUAUCAUCAAAAGAGUGACGCAAGUGCAUUGAUGACAACAUCUCCUACGAAUACAAUUGAUGAUUACUCUGGUAUUUCCCGUAUUCGUUCAACUUCAAUGGAAAUGAUUCUUAAACAGAUAAGUAGCAAUAGAAUAGGUUUUGAAUUUUUAUCUUACACUGAUUUAAAAUUGCUUUUAGCGGCAAUAUUUUCUACUAUCGAUGCUUCGUAUACUAUUUUUAAUGUUCAAGAAUCGCUUGAUACUUUCUCUCAGUUUAUUUUAGGACAAUCUGUGUUUGCUUUGCGUUAUUGUUCAUUAGGUCAAAGAAAUUCAUUACCUGCUCAACCUUGUUUGGCCAUCUCGACAUUAUUCUUACGAAUUCCACCCGACACUACAUCAGCAUUCUCAAUCUAUCGUCUGAUGCCUUUACCAAUUAUACACAAUGGUGAUAUGUACAUCUACUCAAACCUUCCAAAAAUAAUUGGAAUAAAUUCCAUCGAUCAAACAUUUCUUAGUUGGAAGGAAGAAAUUGAUAUUAAAGAAUGCACAUUCUCACCUCUUGUUCAAUGCCGAAAAAUACCUGUCACUACUUCAUUAUCAAAAUCAUCUUGUUUAACUCAACUACUCAAUGAAGAUCAAUCAGCUACAAAUAUGUGUCAAGUUACACGUUCAACAAAUAUAGAACAAGAUAUAAUGCAAAUUGAUGAUGGCAUUUGGUUCUUCUACAAUAUUCGUCAGGCACACCACUGUCAAGUUUAUUCAACUUCAAACGAUCUUAUAGAAUCAAUAUCAAUCACUGAACCGACCAUUGUAAGUAUACCAUGUAACAAGACAGUUACAUGCAUGGAUUCCCAAUUACCUAUUUCACCAUGUACACAACGUCGACAACGCGUUCAUCAAUGUGGUUCACGAGAAAAGUGA
Rotaria sordida is the source of this 1269-nucleotide messenger RNA. The record is from the annotation of a GenBank genome assembly. NCBI's taxonomy places the organism in Eukaryota, Metazoa, Rotifera, Eurotatoria, Philodinida, Philodinidae.